UCCAAAGAGAUCAGACAUCAAGGAGAAAGGUUCGAAGCGAGGAGAAGGAAAGGAUGCAAGCCGGGAAAAACGCCGCGGCGUCCGUCAAGGAGACGGCCUCCAACAUCGCCGCCUCGGCCAAGUCCGGCAUGGAGAAGACUAAGGCCACCCUCGAGGAGAAGGUGGAGAAGAUGACGGCACAGCACCCGGCGGAGAAGGAGAUGGCAGAGCAGAAGAAGCAGGACAAGAUCCGAGAGGCGGAGAUCGCCAAGCGGGAGGUCAAGGAGCAGAAUGCCGCCGCCAGGGAGCAGGCCCGCGCUGGCUACACCGGCGGCCCCACCGCCACUGCCUACCCCUCCGCGGCCGCCGCCGGCCAUCACACCACGGGGGCGCCCGGCCAGGUCGCUGGUGACCCUACCGGGGGUCACGUGAUAAGCGGAGCAGUGAAGUCCCACCCCGUCGGCACGGACGCUGGAACUGCCAGGCCUGCGAUUGCCCGCAACCCCUACACUGGCACCGCUAGCCCGGCCGGUCACGGGACCGGCGGUGGCUACAACUAGGAAGGGCUUGGAAUUUUGUGAACAAAUUUGGAAGGCGCCCCGGAGGUGGCUUCCAUUAGAUCCUCCAGUAGUAGUAGCGUUCGUAGGAGCGUGUUUCAGUUUGAUACUUUUUUACGACUCCAUGUUUCGGUUGUUUGUUACGUUGUGUGUUGCUUACUAUUUUCUAUCGUGUUAUGAGUGUCCGUUUUAAGUCAAAAAAAAUUUACUUCCAUUUUGCUGUAAGGAAGUGUUUUGAUGUUGGACCGUAGUUUAGCAAUCUUUUCAAACAGGUUGGGUAGGAAUAGGAAAAUAGCAUACCUUCGAAUGAAAAUAGCUACAAUACUUUAAUUG
Messenger RNA from Phoenix dactylifera (date palm), 869 nucleotides. RefSeq names its product Late Embryogenesis Abundant 4-5 (gene LEA4-5). Gene Ontology annotation, biological process: embryo development ending in seed dormancy. The record is from RefSeq and is a predicted model, not a curated record. NCBI's taxonomy places the organism in Eukaryota, Viridiplantae, Streptophyta, Magnoliopsida, Arecales, Arecaceae.